CUUUGCUGUGACGUUGGACUCACGGAAAAGUUAAUCACGCUCAUCUCCAUCAAAUAUUCGACCAACCACAUCAUCGUGCCUGCUUUUUAACUAGCACACCUUCCCAGGUCAUCGGCAUAGCAACAUCGACAACCAACCAGCAACACUUUAUCGAGAGCAGCCGGACUCUAUGACUUCCACCAACUUAUAAGCGACAUCUCUAUUCAGCCCGUGGGAUUCAUUGGACGGUGUCUUAUGAGUAUAGAAUAUGCGGAGCAGUUGAAUAAGUUCUGAUUUCAACCGCGUCAAGCGACGAAUCACUUCGAAAACCCGCAAAAAUAAUAAAACCUGAAAAACCAAUAAACCCGGGGAGAAUGGACUUUUAAAGCCAUCGUUGUUUGUUCGACAAUUACUUUUCCCCAAGAUAGGGCGACAUUGGAUGACAAACAACAUCACCAUAAAACGUAGAUGAAUCCAGAAUUUAAUUUUCCAGAGGAGAUUUCUUUUGAAUUUGUGUUGCUGCGGAAGACUACCCAACGGUACCUCAUGCAAUUUUUAACCGUCUCUCUCCCGCCGCAUUGUCGCCGACUGAACUGAACAUAUUAUACGGAUUCAUGAAUUGAUAUACAGGAAGCAGAGCUAAGCCGACAUGUACGGGUUCAUUAACAUUUGUGUCAAGGCAUUGGUUACAGAGAAAUUCGGAGAGGAAGCAUGGAUCAAAAUCAAGACACUGGCUGGAGUAGAUGACAGCUUCAUUUCUCACACAACCUAUACAGAUGGGAUUACGUUAAAACUAGUCAAAGCAGCUAGUGAUGUUGCAGGUCAACCAAUCCCGGUGAUCCUAGAGUUGUUUGGGGAGUUCUUCUUCACAUUCUGCCAGCGAUCCGGAUACGAUGAGAUGCUGAGGGUUCUUGGGUCAAACCUCAAGAGCUUCUUGGAGAACCUGGAUGCCCUCCACUCGUACCUCAGCUUCUCCUACAAGAAGAUGGAGGCCCCCUCCUUCCGGUGCGAGAGGAGGCAAUCGGACGGCGCCCUCAUCCUGCAUUACUACUCACAUCGGAAAGGAUUGCACCCCAUAGUAGUUGGCAUUGUUCGAGCGGUAGCAAGGGAAUUUUUCCAGAGUGAAGUGAGAAUGGAUGUCCUAGAUGAAACGCACGAGGAAGAGAGGAACGGGAAGAAAGAACACGUGACUUUUGCCAUCUUUCAAAAGAAACUACGAAUCAAGGAUCCUACUUCGCCAAAAUCGGUAUCCGAUAAAACGCAGCAGAGCGAGUCGGAACACAAUAAAGAGAACAUCACUACUGAUGAUAAUAUAUCGGUGACGUCAUCAGAAUGGGUGCCUUAUAAAUGGGACGAAGACCACAAUGUUCGACAAAGGCAGGAUCUUAAACCGAACAACGAACGGCCGGCGACCCUCAAUGUCCAAUCUCUGGUCUCCCUCGCAAACGACUAUGGAAGCUUCUCCCCUUCGUAUCCCGAAAAGCUCUGGCUGGACCAGCGGAUGUUCUGUGAAUACUUCCCCUAUCACCUAGUCUUUGACUCGAACCUCAGACUUCUGCAAUCUGGCGUUCACAUACAGAGGGCGCUGCCCAAGCUGCGGACCAUGGAAGACACCACAGUGGACAUUCUUUUCAACAUGUUGCAUCCGCAGAUUGACUGGAGCGUGCCCAGUAUACGCAAGUUUAUCAAUAUGCAAUUUGUCCUGGAGACGAAACGAGAGAUGAUAAUACCUGGAUGGGGGGAAGAACAGCCUAUGCUCCAACUAAGAGGUCAGAUGAUAUGGAUGGACUCCUUAGACGCCAUGUUGUUUGCCUGUUCACCACGUGUUGCCAGUCUGAAGGAGCUAGAGGAAAGAAAUCUUCAUUUAUCAGAUAUCCCUCUCCAUGAUAUCACCAGGGAUCUCAUCCUCUUCAAUCAUCAACGACUCGCAGAGAUUGAACUUGGGAAGCAGCUCGAACAGAAGAAGGAAGAGCUCCGGUCAGCGUUAGGAGAACUUGAGGCGGAAAAGAAGAAGACAGACAUGUUGCUCCAUUCUAUGCUUCCAAGACAGGUUGCAGAUCAGCUCCGAGAUGGCAAGAAAGUUGAAGCUGGCGAGUUCGAGCUGGUAACAAUUCUUUUCAGUGAUAUCGUGUCUUUCACCAAUAUUUGUUCUAAAUGCCGUCCCAUUGAUAUUGUCAACAUGCUCAAUGCUCUCUACACAAGAUUCGACAAGCUUACAUCGGUCCACGAUGUCUAUAAGGUCGAGACAAUAGGCGAUGCGUACAUGGUAGUAGGUGGUCUUCCCAUUCCGGUAGCCUCACACGCUGCUAGGAUAGCAAAUCAGGCACUUGGUAUGAUGGUCAUAUGCAAAGAGGUCAUGUCUCCGGUCACCCGGGAACCUAUCGGGAUUCGAGUUGGUAUUCAUUCUGGUCCCGUGGUAGCAGGAGUUGUAGGGGAGAAGAUGCCUCGAUACUGUCUCUUUGGUGAUACUGUCAACACUGCUUCAAGAAUGGAGAGCCACGGUCUCCCAAGUAAAAUUCAUCUCAGUGAUAAUACUUACAGAUGUCUUGAGGGUCAUUCGUUCCGUUUCAGCGAGAGGGGUGAAAUAAUGGUGAAGGGAAAAGGCAUGAUGAAAACGUACUUCCUCGAGGAGAACGGUGGGGCUAGCUUGGAUCAGAUUAUGGGUAAGGGCAGUUCCAAGGCUAGUACCCCGGAGAAGACGGAUAGGUGUAAGUCACCGCCAGAGACACCAACAAACAACAUGGCCAAUGGGGUGUCCUCCUUUCACCACAAUAGCACAGUGGUGGUGCCCAUGUGGUACCCGGAUAAUGACAUGAACGGCGGGAGUACAAUCCACGUUGCUCCAUCGAUAUUCCCCAAUGCAAGCACCAAUGACACAGAGUCAUCAAAGGAAGCAGCGAAUAUGGCUAACGCAGCGUGUGCUGCCACGUCCAGACCCGGUGCAGACGGCCAGGAUGCGAGGACUAACGAUGACGACAACGUAUCCAGCAGAAGCAAAUAUCUCGGUCAAGGAUCAGCGAAAACGCGACCGUUGCGAAGUGGUCGACCUCCCGACAUCCGGGGCUCUAAGACAUGCGUACUCUUAUGACGCACGCGGAUUUUAUCGAAGAACACUGAACAUUGCAUUUUGCAUGUAAAUUUCAACGAGCUCUAUCUACGCGCCAUGUUCUAGCCAACGAAAGACAAUUAGAAAUCAGUUGAAUUUUGUCCUACAUUUAUUGUCUUCGUCGAAACUCGAUUUGUUUUUUGUUCAUUAUUCAGAGUGAAGGUUUUGUAGUAAGGUUAAAGCAAA
Lytechinus variegatus (green sea urchin) is the source of this 3271-nucleotide messenger RNA. Its product is annotated as guanylate cyclase soluble subunit beta-2-like. The coding region runs from base 629 to 3067 and encodes 812 amino acids. Gene Ontology annotation, biological process: cGMP biosynthetic process; response to oxygen levels. Gene Ontology annotation, cellular component: guanylate cyclase complex, soluble. The transcript has 16 exons. Gene Ontology annotation, molecular function: heme binding; guanylate cyclase activity. The record is from RefSeq and is a predicted model, not a curated record. Lineage: Eukaryota; Metazoa; Echinodermata; Echinoidea; Temnopleuroida; Toxopneustidae.